Oncorhynchus masou masou (cherry salmon) is the source of this 1134-nucleotide messenger RNA. Its product is annotated as U11/U12 small nuclear ribonucleoprotein 25 kDa protein-like. NCBI's taxonomy places the organism in Eukaryota, Metazoa, Chordata, Actinopteri, Salmoniformes, Salmonidae. The coding region runs from base 256 to 822 and encodes 188 amino acids. Gene Ontology annotation, biological process: mRNA splicing, via spliceosome. Gene Ontology annotation, cellular component: U12-type spliceosomal complex. The transcript is spliced from 6 exons. The record is from RefSeq and is a predicted model, not a curated record. Gene Ontology annotation, molecular function: protein binding.
UGACGUACAUGCCGGUCGCGAAAUGUUUUAGCAUGGAUUGCAGAGAUUCAGACUUUCCAAAUAUACUUUAUUUGUAUGCUACAGUUUAGGUAUGUUUUAGUAAUCGCGUAAUAUAUAUUUUACUGUACACGUUGAUCAAUAGAGUAUGAGGUGUGAAAAUAUGUUUAUCUAACUAGCUAAUCUUACAUGAAAUAGCUAGCUAGCUAACAUAAACUGGUCAGCAACUUUAGCUACAAAAUCCUAUUCACAGUGUAAAUGAUGGGGGAGGAGACCCAGUCCCUUCACCUGGAUGAGGGACUGUCUGUAAAGGAAGAGGAGUUAGGACAGGCAGAGGGAAAGAUGAACCAAGUGGAGGUUGAACAACCAGAGGAGGUUGAAGAGGAAGAUGAGGAGGAUGAAGAAGCAUUACCACACUCUGAAUUCCUGGACAUCUUUGAAGAAGGACUGGCUCGCCUUGUACAGGACCCUCUACUCUGUGACCUUCCUAUUCAGGUGACUCUGGAGGAGGUGAAUUCCCAGGUUGCUCUGGAGUAUGGCCAAGCCAUGACUGUCCGUGUAUGCAAAGCGGAUGGCGAAGUAAUGCCUAUAGUGGUGGUGCAGAAUGCCUUGGUGCUGGAUUUGAAGAAAGCCAUUCAGAGGUUCAUGGAGCUGAAACAGCAACGGGAGGGUGGGGUGAAGCAUGUCAGCUGGAGAUACGUAUGGAGAACCUUUCAUCUCAUAUUUCAAGGGGAGAAGCUUGAUGAUGACAAAAUGAAACUAAAGGAUUAUGGGAUCAGAAACCGAGAUGAGGUGACAUUCAUGAAGAGACUGAGGAAGAAGUGAAACGGAGAUCUCACUACCGUGUGGAGUCCUGCCGACCCUGUGAGUUGACUGCUCAGUCCCCAUUGCUUCAGACCUCUAUGUUUCAACCUGGAGAUGUACAGCAACUAUAGUCAUACACUGACAUGACUCAGUUGAUGUCUAAAAGGUUUUUCAAUGGACAUCUCAAAUGUUUUUUUUUACAUGUCGUAGAUAUGAUUGUGUGGAAUGUUUCGUACGGGCUCAAUUGUUUAUUGUUUGGACAUAUUCUCUUGUCGUUUUGUACAGUAAAAUUGUGCCACUCCAAAUAUGAAUAAAGGCUACAGUGCAACCAAA